This is a messenger RNA of Paramecium octaurelia, 261 nucleotides long. The record is from the annotation of a GenBank genome assembly. Lineage: Eukaryota; Ciliophora; Oligohymenophorea; Peniculida; Parameciidae.
AUGGGAAAUUCUUGCUGUGAAGCGUAGCAAAAUGAAAAAGAAAUACUAUAAGGAAUCAAGAGUAAUUAUAUUCGAUCGCAAACCAGCAUCGCUUCUAAAGUUUUGUUCUCCAAACCUUUAUAAGAAGUUAAGUAUGAGAAUCACAUACUACUUAAUAUUGAUGAAGAACCUGUUGAGGAAUUAAAAGAAGAUUUACAUGAAAGGAAGUUAUCUCCUCUUGCAAAAAAUCUAAAUAAAAAAUUUCUACAUAUGUUGGAAUGA